AUGGAAGGAGGCAGGGAUCCUUUCUUUGGUUUUGGUAAACCUUUUGGUAAUUUUGGUGGAUUUGGAGGUCAAAGAAGCCUAAUGUCAAGCUUUUUCGGCGGGAGAGACCCAUUCGAUGACCCCUUCUUCACAAGCCCAUUUGGCAACAUGUUUGAGUCAAGCUUAUUUGGUUCCACUGGUAGUCCAUUUAUGGAUUCACGUGCUCCUGGAUUUCUUGAACAUCAGUCCCCACACCCCAAUAGAUCUAGGGGACCAAUUAUUGAAGAGUUGAACUCUGAUGAUGAAAAUGAAGGAAAAGAAAGCGGAAAGGACAAAAAGGAUAAUCCAAGAAAGCAUGGAAGGUCUAGCAUAGAGCCUCUCAUUGAGGAUCCAGAUGAUGAAGCAUCUGAGAGAAAAAGUAAGCAAAUGACUCCUAGAAAUGAUAUUUACCAGAUGCAAAAUGUAAGGCCGCGGCCCCAAACAAGCAGCUUCAGUUUCCAUAGCUCCACUACUACUUAUGGUGGUGCAAAUGGUGCAUAUUACUCUUCAUCUAGAACAAGGAGGACGGGUAGUGAUGGAUUAACAAUGGAAGAGCGCAAAGAAGCCAAUUCAUCUACAGGUCAAGCAUCUCAUAUGCUGUCAAGAGGGAUACAUGAGAAGGGUCAUUCUGUGACACGAAAACUGAAUUCAGAUGGUAGGGUAGACGCAAUGCAAACCCUUCAUAAUCUUAACGAAGAUGAACUUGUCAGUUUUGAGGAAGCCUGGAAUGGAAAAGCUAGACAACAUCCUGGCUUGAGCCAAGGAUUCAAUUUGCAAAGUGUUAUGGGAUCUGGAAGCAGUGCUCAGCAUGGGCCAAACAGGGGAGGUUGGGCACUUCCUUCGACUCAAACCUCAAACUACAUAGGGAGCACAAAUCCAAACAUGGGAGAUGGGGUGGGUCCAUCUCGUUCACAACAGUCGGGAAGGAUGAAGGCAGAUAUUGGUUCAUCACGGGGUAGAUCAAGAGUUCGUGAUGCCAAUGGUGUAGAUCCAGCAAUGCGGAGUUAG
Molecule: messenger RNA, 1026 nt
Organism: Fraxinus pennsylvanica
Lineage: Eukaryota; Viridiplantae; Streptophyta; Magnoliopsida; Lamiales; Oleaceae
Source: the annotation of a GenBank genome assembly